Molecule: messenger RNA, 409 nt
Organism: Drosophila obscura
Lineage: Eukaryota; Metazoa; Arthropoda; Insecta; Diptera; Drosophilidae
Exons: 2
Coding region: 53-373 (106 amino acids)
Source: RefSeq, a predicted model, not a curated record
CUUUAGUGGUCAGUUGAGGCAGUUGGAUUGAGGACAGCACACUGAAUCAGAAAUGAGCUUCAAGUUGCAGAACGUAAAGGACUGGCUGACAGCGGAGCGCGUGGCCAUAUUCUUUGGUCUGCUAUCCACCUGCCUGAUUGUGGCGCUUGUGAUGGUGCUUGUCCACAGGGACAAUUUGUGGCUGCAGCUGGACGAGGCACAGCGGAAAUUGGAUGUUCUCGAGGACUACAUACAAAACCAUUUGCGGACUGCCACGCCCGACCAACUAUUGAAGUCAAGGGGACAACAGAUGAUUCUUAGGCUUAAUAAUAGUUUAGUUUUUCGUAUUUUGUGGGCUUCAAUAAACAAUCAUUUAAUAUCAUUUCACAAUUAAUUGAACUUCCUAGCAAAUGCAAGCACAAUCGUAUAA